Messenger RNA from Paramecium pentaurelia, 2649 nucleotides. The record is from the annotation of a GenBank genome assembly. NCBI's taxonomy places the organism in Eukaryota, Ciliophora, Oligohymenophorea, Peniculida, Parameciidae.
AUGUAUUAAAUAAUACCAAUUUCAGAUACAAUAAAGUCUCGAUACCCAUAACUUAAAGAUUAUUACUUAUGCCAAUUUUUGGGAGAAAACAAAUAAUCAGCUAUAAUAUGCUCUAUCUUGCAUUAUCUUUUAAAUCGACGACUAAGCAAAAGUCUAGAAUACUUUAAAAGUCCAAGGAUAAAUUAUAAAUCAUAAUAAUCAUAAGAAAUCACUAAAAUACUGAAAGAUUGUAUGUAAAUGGAAAAUCCAAUAUAAAACUUCUACGAAAAGCUUUUAAUAUUUGAUAAAGAUAACCUUAUGACAGAAGUCUUACUUUAAGACUUUUGUUAUUCUUAUUAAUUAACAUAGAAUGGAUAAAUAAGUUUGAAUUCUUUGGCUGAUUUCUUAAAUUUGAAUAUUAAAAUCAUUCCAUAAUUCAAUAUUUUAGGUAGAGGCAAUAAUGAUUUAAUAAUAAUAUAAGAUAAUGAAGAAUAUUAUUUUAUUAUUCCAGAACCAUAAUUCUAGUUAGAAACCUAAGUUAUUUGUUUUAAUUGUAGUAGGAAUGUCUAUGUGUACAUGAAACCCUACUGUGAUCAUUAAAUUUGUUGGAAUUGUCUCUUAAAAGAGAACCAAUAGUGUUAGAUGGAUGAUUUUCGAUGUAGAUGUGGAUAAGUUGUUUUAAAAUAGUAAAUUGAACAAUUUUAAAAUGAAAUCAGUUCUAUAGCUAAAACCAAUCAUUUUAAUUUAUUAUUGGAAUAAUUCUAUCAUCAGCAGAGUUCUAAUUUAGUAUUAAGAAAGAGUACAAUUCGAACUAACAAAAUAAAAUAGCUCAAUGAAUCUAUAGCAGAGUAAUUUACUGCAAGUGAAAUUUAGGCUUCUCUUCUUAAUGAAACAACUAGGGUUUUAGAGCAAUUAGAAGAAGUUUGUUGUAAAUGUAAUAAAGAAUCAAACAAAGCUUAUUUUUAUUUGAGUAAUUGUACACAUAAAUAUUGUAUUGACUGCAUUAGUUAAGAGUUCUCAUAUAAUAAUUGUGGAGGAUGUUAUUGUGUUGCAUGUCCAAAUAAAAUCUCGAGAAAAGAAUACGAACAAUAUUUAUAAUAGAUAAAUAUUGAUAUAAAAAACAUCUAAGUAUUAUCUCUUUAAAAAGGUAAUACAAAUAACAAGUGUAACAAUUGUCAUAAAAUAUUUUCAAUAUUAUUAUUUUCAAUUGCAAAUUGUAAACAUAGUUUUUGUGAUACAUGUUUAGAAUAAUUAUUAGAUGUUAAUUAUUUUUUAGAUUACUAUUGCACUGUUGUUAAUUGUAAUGGUACUUUCAAGAAGUAGGAUUAUGAAAAGUUUAAACAAGAAUUUAGAUAAAAAGUGUAAAUAUCAUAUUCUGAAUUAGAAAAUUCAUGUAAUCAGAUUUCAUGGGAUUUUAAUUAGUUAAAUUAAAGUAAAUUAUGUUUGUAAUAAUUUUGUAACUCAUAAUCUGAAAUUAAAGACUAAACUUGCUCAAAAUUAAAAAAUCCGAAUUUAAAAAGUAAAACCAUAACUGAAACUAAUUCCACAAAAAUUACUCUACAUAAUGAAUAAGAAACCAAUCUUAAUUGGAGUCUUUUAAUAGAUAGAUGCUAAUAAUGCUUGAAAUAAUCUUAAUAUUAAUUAUUCUAAGUUCCAUUAUGUAAUCACAAAUUUUGCAAUUCUUGCAUUUAGAAUUCUAUUUAAAAUAAAUAAAAAGAUUAAAAAUGUCCUAAUAAGGAAUGUAAAAGUAUAUUUACUAAAAGAUCUUAUUAAAAUUAUUAUAAUAAUUUAUUACUAGAUAAUGAGAUCAUAAAUACUCAUAAUAUUAUAUAAAAUUAAUAGUAAAUAGUAAAUUAAAAAUAAAUAACAUAAUCAGAUCAUUUAAAUUAAUAAUUGUAAAAAAAAAAUCAAUUAAAUCUCGCAUAUAAUUUUAAUGCAUUGGCUAAAAGUUCAACAAAUAGUACUACUGAUUAAUAAUUUUGCUCAUUUUGUAAUACUUAGAAUGAAACUGAUUAAAUAUUUGUUAUCAAAUGCGGACAUUAAAUUUGUAUUAGAUGUAGUCUACGUCUAAAAGGUGAAAAUUUUAGAUGUAGUAAAUGCUUGACUCUUUUUGACAAUAUUAAAUUUAAAUGGUUUAAAUAAUAAUGUAAAUAUAAAUGUGACAAUUGUUAGAAAAUCUUUCCUGUUGAUUAGAUUUUGCCAAAUUUAAUGUGUAGGCAUUUCUUUUGUUAUUAAUGUCUCUAAUCAAUUUAUGAAGAUAAAAAGACAAUAUAUUGUUGUGUCAAAUCAUGCAACAAAAUUUUUAAUUCUGAUCAUAUUUUGUAAUUUUUAAAAGACUUAAAACUUAAAGAAGUAGAUCAAAAUAAAGCUAUUCAAAAUAAUGCUUUGUAAAUUAAAAAUAAAUAAUUCGUGGCCAAAUAAUAGCUCAUUUAAUCAAAUUCUUCACCUAAUGCUUAAAUUACAACAGCAAGCUUAUCUAUUUUAUCUGAUUAGUCAAAAUAUAAAUAAGAUGUUCAAGAAAUUAAAAAAAUUCAAUCUUGCAUGAUUUGCAAUUCUGACUUUGAUGACUAUAAUUAGCCAGUAUACUUUGCAUGUAAUUCUCACAUUAUUGGCAUAUGUUGCAUACUAAAAAAUUAUCAUGUUUGUUAUAUAUGUGAUAAAUUGAUAUGA